AUGAAGUUGAGUAGAGGUCUCAUAGAAGCUUCUUUUAAAGAUUCAUCUGGAGGAGGUACAUCUAUAAUUAGUAAGAAAGCUGGAGAAAUAGCUAGAAGUAUGGGAUUAGCACCUUCUGAGGCAGAAGUUACCCAUUUUGUAAAGUCAGUUGGUCCCCAAUGUGACUUGAAUUCAUUUGUGCGAUUCUGUGAUUCUAUUAGCCAUCCUGAAGAUACCUAUGAAAAUCUAGUUCAAUUUUUUCUUCUAUAUGAUAUAAAAGUAAGCUAA
This is a messenger RNA of Cryptosporidium muris RN66, 267 nucleotides long. RefSeq lists its product as uncharacterized. NCBI's taxonomy places the organism in Eukaryota, Apicomplexa, Conoidasida, Eucoccidiorida, Cryptosporidiidae. The record is from RefSeq and is a predicted model, not a curated record. Bases 1 to 267 code for a protein of 88 amino acids. The transcript is spliced from 4 exons.